Molecule: messenger RNA, 645 nt
Organism: Oppiella nova
Lineage: Eukaryota; Metazoa; Arthropoda; Arachnida; Sarcoptiformes; Oppiidae
Source: the annotation of a GenBank genome assembly
AAAGCAUUUUUCCGACGAGUGGUUCGUCUCAAUAAACAAUACGAGUGUCCGUCAAAUGGCAAAUGUGUGAUCAGUAUCACGACGAGGACUACGUGUAAACAGUGUCGACUCAAUAAAUGUUUAGCCGUCGGAAUGAAACGGGAAUUCAUACGAAGUGAUGAAGAAAACAAAAUGAGGCGACAAUUGAUUGCAGAAAAUAAAGCUAAACGACGAGAAAAAUACGAUAAAAGUGUGAAUAGUGUGGACACCCCUCCCGAGUUAACCACAAUUUACUCUCAAACUGAAAUCAACAGUGAAUUCUUAAACGACUUAUUUAUAGAUACAGUCAAUACUAGUGAUGAGGAGAUUAACAAACAGAUAACAGAUAGUAGUGUAAUGCCAGAGACGUGUAGUAUCCCAGAAAUAGCACCACAAGACUCUCAAGAACUAGCGAUCGCACCGGUAUUCCCAGUGAUCAACGAUUAUCACUCGUGGAACCAAUUGGAGUCAAUCCGUGUGAGAGAACUGUUGAGUGCAUCCGAUGUCACUGAAGACCCGUUGAGUAAACAUGACUUAACAGUCCAUACAUUUAAGCAAAAAAUAUGUGCGACUGAAACCCGAAUGGAGGACUGGAUUAAAGAUAUGAUAGGUUUCACCAAAAGNUGA